AUGAGAGGAAAGAUGCUAGAAAGAAUACACGAGAGUCACAUGGGCAUAGAGAAAUCCAAACGACGAGCAAGGGACAUUAUGUUUUGGCCAAGAAUGAAUGAGCAAAUUGAAGCCGUUGUAUCCAAAUGCCAAACCUGCCAAGAAUACCAGAUGUCAAAUCCCAAAGAACCCAUGGUGCAAGGAACAAUACCAUCGAGACCCUGGGAAAUGGUCGCAACUGAUUUGUUUCAGUGGGAACAGAACAACUAUCUGGUCGUGGCAGAUUAUUAUUCGCGUUAUAUUGAA
Paramuricea clavata is the source of this 285-nucleotide messenger RNA. The record is from the annotation of a GenBank genome assembly. NCBI's taxonomy places the organism in Eukaryota, Metazoa, Cnidaria, Anthozoa, Malacalcyonacea, Plexauridae.